Messenger RNA from Coccidioides immitis RS, 2503 nucleotides. Its product is annotated as ELMO/CED-12 family protein. NCBI's taxonomy places the organism in Eukaryota, Fungi, Ascomycota, Eurotiomycetes, Onygenales, Onygenaceae. The record is from RefSeq and is a predicted model, not a curated record. Bases 353 to 2503 code for a protein of 716 amino acids. Gene Ontology annotation, cellular component: plasma membrane. The transcript is spliced from 3 exons. Gene Ontology annotation, biological process: actin filament organization; cell motility.
GGAACGGCACAUCCAUGUAAACAAAGUCAACUGGUGUCCAAUUGAUAGUUUUGCGAUCAGAUUGCACUGCAAUUCUUUGAAUUUUCAGUCUUUUCUGAUUCUUUUAUGCCCGCCAAUAAGUCACUCAGCUAACAAUGAGCUGAUGGUAUCCGUACUUCAACGAUUCACGAUUCGAUCGAGAACAGGACGUUUCGCGCCCUGAUUCCUCGUCGCCGUCAAGCCCACGUGAACUGACAUUGACUUGAGUAAAGAAGGAAAUCAGGGCGCACUGGAAUCAUCACCCGCUCUCAUUCCCGCCUCUCUCGAAUUGCUCCCUCUCCUCCCCGGUUUCGUUCCCGAGCCCUGCUUCGCUAUGGAGAACAUCAAUGUAUCUGAACUCGCGGAGCGACUAGGAAGCGAUGAAGAUGCCGUUCGCAAAAUGGCCGUGUUUAAGCUCCAGUCGAAUAUCGGCGACCCUUCUUUUGCGGACGUCUUUAUUUCGGAGAAAGGAUUGGUCAAAUUGAAGCACUUGGCUAUGACAGCGACCGGAAACACACUGGCAUACAGUCUUACUUCAUUUGCAAGAUUGUUGGAGGUUGACAAGGGUUGGGAGGUUGUGGAUGAGGAGUUUAUCGAGAGGAUUGUCCAGCUUAUCGUUACCCACCCUCUCGUUAAUAUCCUGCGCGGUGCGAUGUCUAUUCUGGUGUCAAUUGUUUCCCAUCCACAUAGUUCGGGACGCGCUUCCGUGCACAGUCAUGUUAGUCUUUUCGGGUUCCAGGCUCUCAAACCGGCUAUCGCCAUUCAUUCGCAAUUUCUCGAAAUGCUCGUUAGCAGAUUGUCCUCUGCCGACCAUGCGCUGUGUGCGAAUUCCCUUCAGUUGAUAAAUAGCCUGAUGAGAGACUCGAUAAUAUCUGAAAGCGAGGCAGAAUGGCCGAAGUUUAUCAAGAGGUUACAAGAUUUGGGAGUGAUUCGGGCUGUAUAUGUGCUUAUGCAAGGUUCUGCACUCCAGGAUCUUGCCCAACCCCUCCUCGAGUUUCAGUCCCUUACAAAAGUAUUGUUGAAGAAAUGGAGAGAUUUUCCUGUGGAGUUGGAAAACACGGAACAUCGCAGAGCCUUAAAGGGCAUACACCUUGCAAGUAACCCUGAAAAGCCGGCACAAGAGACGGAAAAGACUGGGUCAAGAAGACACAAUCCACAUAAAUGGAGAAGGCUUGGUUUUGAGACUGAAAGUCCGCAAUGGGAUUUCCAUGAUAUGGGAUUCCUAGGCAUGAUGGACUUCACUGAUUUCGUUAGAAGAUAUCAGGAUCAAUUCCAGAAGAUGCUUUUAGAGCAAUCCACAAGGCCUGCGGAGCAGAGGUGUCCAAUUGCGAGGGCAUCCUUGACCGUUACUGCCAUUUUAUACGAACAUUUCGAGAUCGACAAGGCCGAUUUGGAAGAUCCGAAGAGUUACCUGAUUCUCGAGUCACGGUCGAACCUUGACAAAGUGUUUAAACCGUUGCUGCUUCAUUGGCCUCGCCUGCAUGUUGCAGCCCUGAAUGCCUUUUUUCGCCUAUGGAAAGCAACUGGGGCUGAGGUGGAAGAUUUCUCAAAAAUCGCCGAACUAGUUCGAAUUCUUGUUGAAUCUGUUGUUGGCGGAGCUAUACGAACCAAAGAUAUGCAUGAAAUCGAAGAAGAGAUGAAUGACUUUGAAUAUCAGCGACUUAGGGAAUUACAAAUGGAAUUGCUGGAGCUAACUUACGAAGAUGUCUGGGGCCAACACCUUCAUCAGGUCAGGGAAGAACUGCACCAUGAAGCUCUACAGUUUGUCAAGGAACAGCGGAUCCGAUGUCUAUUGCAAGGCGCAUGGUUCCCAACGGAGUCGGGCUCUAAAGGAGAAAAUGGAGCUUCUUCUAGACCAGACAUGAAACGAACAAAUUCGACAACGUACAGAUAUGCACAACUGUCACAUAAUCGGCGGUACCUUCACUAUGCGGACUUUGACUCCGUGAAUAAUGAGAUUCCUGAUAUAGAUUCACUUACGCACAAAAUCGAUCUCAAUGCCGUUUCCUCUGUGGUAUCGAACGUCUCGGCCUCAUCCGACUCCUCCUCUGGCUCAACAAUCAAAACCCUCGCACAUUCUUCUUCCACAACGAAAAUCACAAUCCACGGCUACGUUCAAAGCCCGUCGUCCUCGAGCAACAACCCUAAAUCGUCGUCUGACCCACAUAACGAAAAAGCUAAUCGUCAGCGAUCAAAUACCGUAAAAACCAACCAAACCCAGAAAGAAAUCGUCCUCUUGACUCUCCAUCCCCAGUCACACAGCAUCGCAUCGGAAUGGCUAGAUGGCCUCCUUAUGCUCCUAAACCAGCAGCCCAUAACUGCAGAGACAAAUAAGCUGAUCAAUCUAGUGAGCAAUUACGGACUGAAGAUUCGGCUCCUUAAUGUGCGGUUUGAUGAUGCCACGUUUAUUGGAGAGUGUCCAGAUAUUCCGAGCCGUGAGGGACUGGAUGAAGACUAUUAUUAUGAUAUUUUUGCUGGUGCUUAG